AUGAACCAACCACGUGCGGGCCCACCUGACUCGAGCAGUUCGGCCAGUGGAGGUGAACAUGGCGGCGGCGGCGGUGGUGGUGAUGCUCAUGAGCCCGGCAGUGAGGCAAUGAUGGCCUACUUCAUCCAACGGCAGAUCCAAAUCGAGCGGAUUAUGAGCUACUGGGCCGCGGGCAUAUGCAGUCUCAUCGCUAUCUUCGUCCUCUUUCACUGGGCUCGUUGGAUUUGCGUCAAAGUCGAACGGUCACGGCGGCCAGCGGGCGUUAUUGGGCGGCCUUUUGUGGCUACUACUAGAUUCAUAAGGAACCUCCUGGUGCGGCGAGUACCCGGCUUCAAAUCCGCUGGGCAUGCUCUGCUGGUUGCGGCUUACACCGCCGUUAACCUGGCCAUUGCCUUUUCUGAGGUUGACACAACCUCGCUGGGCAGCGUGGGUCACAGGUUUGGAUGGGUGACGGUGGGGAACCUGGCCUUGGUCAUCUUCCUGGCGCUCAAGAACACCCCAUUGGCGUUUCUCACGGCCUACUCGUACGAACGACUCAACUGCCUCCACCAGAUCGCCGGGUGCACCAUGUUCCUCGCGAUGCUUCUCCACGCAGCCUGUUACACAGCCUUCUUCAACGCCGAAGGCCGGAUGCAGGACAUCUACUCUGAACAAUCCACCAUCGCUGCCAUCGUGGCCGGCUUCGGCUUCCUCACAGUCGUCUUCUCAGCCCUCGUUAUCCGACACAUCUGGUACGAGCUCUUCUACGUGACGCACAUCGCAGCCUGGAUUAUGGGCAUCGUCGCCGUCGGCUUUCACCGUCCAGAGCUCGCUAAGAAGGCCUUCAUCAUCAUCGUCCUCGCGGCCGCCAUGUGGUUCACCGACCGCGUCAUCCGCGCUGGCCGCGUCCUCUACUACAGCGCCAACAACACAGCCACGCUGCACCCGCUACCUGACGGGAGCACCAAGAUUGUCAUGAAGAAGGUGCCCACGCGCGCGGAACCGGGCAAGCACUGCUUCGUCUGGAUCCCUACGAUCCGCUUGUUCGAGACACACCCGUUUACCAUCCAUGGCAGCUCGCCGAUGGAGUUCACGGUCAAGGCGCGCAACGGGUUCACCAGGGACUUGCACAAGUAUGCGGUCGCUCACCCUGGGGCGUCGGUCAAAGCCUCGAUCGAUGGGCCGUACGGUACCUUCCCUAGCCCGACGGACUUCGACAAGAUCGUGCUCAUCGCUGGCGGCGGUGGUGCUACGUUUACAUUUGGCUUGGCCGUGAACGUGCUGGAGCGGAUGACCGAUGACGCACCCAAGAAUAUUGUGUUUAUCUGGUCCGUCAAGAAACAUGAAAACCUCUCUUGGUUCAAGGAGCAACUCGAGCUCCUCCGCAACCACCCACAAGCGCCCAACAUCAAAGUCUCCCUAUACGUAACACGCGACUCCGUCGGCAUCGACUCCCUAAGCGAGAGUGAGAGCAGCAGCGGCGGCCGCUUCGACUCCUCCGAGGACUCACCUCCGUUGUCCCCGAUCUCGCCGAUCGGCCUAGACCUCGAGAAGAACGCGAUCUCAACACCGGCGCCAGCGGCCCUGGCCCUCUCAACGGAAGACAAAGAGAACGGGACGACCACUACCACCGACCCUACAUCACCAGUAACACCCGUGACUCCCGUGACACUAAAGGCCACAGCCGCUCGCCCAUCACACCCGACUAAACGCGCCAUCUCUACAACAACAUACUACGAGCACCCGAUCAAGGCCGGGCGUCCGGACACCGCGACGCUGAUCCGCGACGCAGUGCGCACCACGCCGCGCAACCAGCGGGUGCUUGUCGCGGCGUGUGGGCCGGACGGGCUGAUGCGGACGGUGCGAGAUACGACGGCGCGGUUGAUUGUUGGGGAUGGGCCGGCGGUGGAGUUGCAUUGCGAGGAGUUUGGGUGGUAA
This is a messenger RNA of Dichotomopilus funicola, 1917 nucleotides long. Its product is annotated as ferric reductase NAD binding domain-containing protein. The transcript is spliced from 4 exons. The coding region runs from base 1 to 1917 and encodes 638 amino acids. The record is from RefSeq and is a predicted model, not a curated record. Gene Ontology annotation, molecular function: ferric-chelate reductase activity. Lineage: Eukaryota; Fungi; Ascomycota; Sordariomycetes; Sordariales; Chaetomiaceae. Gene Ontology annotation, cellular component: plasma membrane. Gene Ontology annotation, biological process: copper ion import; iron ion transport; intracellular iron ion homeostasis.